Mustela erminea (ermine) is the source of this 2700-nucleotide messenger RNA. RefSeq lists its product as uncharacterized. The record is from RefSeq and is a predicted model, not a curated record. The coding region runs from base 79 to 996 and encodes 305 amino acids. NCBI's taxonomy places the organism in Eukaryota, Metazoa, Chordata, Mammalia, Carnivora, Mustelidae. The transcript has 3 exons.
CCCCAUCAAGGGCUGACAAGUUCAGUCUGUCUCGUUUAGAGCAAAAACACGGGUGGCCUGGAUGUAAUAGGAACUCAAAUGACACUGAACUGGAGCGUUUCUCCAGCAACGAACAUUCUCUCCCCCCCCCCCCACCCCCGCCUUGUCUCUGAGAACCAGGCCAGAGGGCCAAAGCCCUGCCCGCCGGGGGAACCGGGUGCCAGGAGAAGCGACCCGAUAGUGCGGAGUAGCGACCCAAGAGCCGGGAGCACAGCCCGCGCCCGCUCCUCAAACUCCGCCCUUGGGAGCCGCCUUUAUGUCUUCACUGUUCUCGGUUCCUUCUUUCUCCCUCGGCAGGAAAUGGCUCCCAUUUUCUCCUCUCACGGUGGUCUUCGACCCAGGCGUCUUUGGGGCUCAUUGAUUGGGGUGCUUUUCAGUCUGUACUUUCCGGGGCUCAGGAUUGCUCUGCCGGCCGCUGCCCUCCCGCCCCCCUCCGCGGGUCCCGGCUCCCGCACAUCCUGGGCGCGCUCAUCUCCGCUCCCGGCCAGGCGUGUCACAAUGGCGCCUUCGCGGCCUCGCCCGCACCCAGCCGCGCUCCACUUCCAGUCCCAUCUUCCCGGAGAGGUGGGGUUCUGCGGGGAAACAGGCCGGCGGGUGCGCGGGCUCCCGGGCUGUGGCUCCUGGGUGCUGGGUACAGGGCCGAGAGGGGACCGAGCGGGGACCGAGCAGGGACAGAGCAAGCCCAACAUGGCGUGCGCCCGCCGGGCGGGAGUUGUGCACUCGGGCCUGCGGUGCGCCGACCCCGCCCGGCGGAGGCCCCGCCCAGGGCGCGCUGCCAGGGGUUUCCAUGGUGAUGGCAAACUAGCCUCAACUGCCUCAGCUACAACUGCCAAAUUCCCCGCGUUCCACCCUCCUCUAGGUGCUCAGAGGGACGAUCGAGGUGCGGGAUGUGAAGAGCGGGAGCGUGGAGACUCGGAUCCCGAGCUCCACCUUUGUAGUUCCCUGCAUGUAUCCUAGUUCCAUAGAAAAUGAAUAGAUCUCAGGCUAGCAUCGUCAGAAGAAUGAUGAUGAAACAUCCUCACUAUUGUCCUACCCUGGGAGAAGCCCUGCUGUUCGGAUGCAGGUCCCUCUUCGGCUGGCGGGUCUCAGGUCUCCGCUUCCCGUGUUGUUGGGGCCCCGCGUCUCCCAGAGCCUCCGCGGUACACGCUCUCCGCCGGGGCUGCUGGGAAGUUGCCCGCGCGGCCCCGCUAGGCACGUACGCUCGGCGGCGGGGCCUAUAGCUCUGCUGCGUUGGGUGGAUGGCCGGUGUCCGUAUGCGUAACGCGGUUGUGAGGACCCCGUAGUGGGUGCCUCCCGACCUUGGGGUGGGAAAGGCGGUCCUCCCACAGGAAAAGCGGGUCUUGGCUCCGGAGGCCUGGGAGGGUUGCAGCCCUGGGCGGGUGCGCCCGGCCUGCGAAGGCGGUUCUGGUCCGCUCCCAGCAGCGCCCCCUGGAGGAGGCCCGGCUGUUCAGCUCGCUUCUCUGCGCUGAGAACCAAGGCCUGUUUGAGCCCAGUAGUGCGGGGUGGUUAAUGAUAAAGCCGUUGGCAUUUCGUUGAAUUUUCACAACCAUUUGUUGUAGCAGAUAAGAACUAGUUUUGGAGAGAUGAUGAUUCACCCGAGUUCACAUAGCCCACAGAUGAGGGGGUUGGGUUAAAGGCCAGAUCUGUUUUCCAAAUCUCUUGCUGCUGCUAAAAGGCCACUCUAUCUGGAAAGUACCUUGGGUUACUUCACAGCGGCCAAGUGGCAAGAUGCCUGGGGUCAGAGUCCAUAAUCGAGACUGUGGGCCCCUCCCAGUUCUCCCAGCUUGUGUGUCCAGCAGUUCUGAUUUGAGCCUAUAGAAGGUCUAAUCCUGGGAGCAACCUUCGGGAGAGUCAGACUGGGGGUCUUGUGUGAAGAUUCCAGUUAAAUGAUUUUGUUCCGUAGGCCCCAGUUCCAUUUCUUUAGGAACAAAGCAAUUCUAGAAAGAUAAAAGGGAAGGAACGGCACAAAUCAGAAACCCACCUGAAAGAAAACACCCCUGUGACCUUCCUCAGACCUUUCACCAGAGUUUUGAACAUAAGUGGAAGUAACCCCCCAAAGAAAUAGACUCCAGAUUUCCAAGGCCAGAAGCAAUUUUUUAUCUCCCCGCUCUAAAUGAGCAUGCUUUCAGAUGUCACAUCUGAAACUUCGACAUCUCUGUGACAGUGGAAGAUCAAGACCAGGUUUCAGCAAGACAGGUGUGCUGCCGUAAGUGGUGAGUGGGGCAAGAUGCGCAGAAAUGUCAGGCUCUGUGGGUGGUUGGCUUGAGGAAAGGAUCACCAAGAAGGAAGUUUAAUUCAACUCUCUACACAGCCUGUGUUUCUUUUGUUCUCUUCUUUCCAAAUCCUGAACUUGUACAUGGUGUAUAUCCAUGUAUUUAGUAUCUAGAUUUUUAUUCUUUAUUUUGAACUUAGAAUCAGAUCGUAGUAGCACAGGGUUUUCAAGAGUAUCUAUUUCUGCCUCAUUUGAAAGAAAAUGUGGAGUCUCAGAAGAUAAAUGAAUGUUACAGAUCACUCCUUUCUUACUGAUUAAGACAGAAGAGUUUCUUGGCUUCUUGAUUCCCAAGCUGUCUCCUUUGCAUGGCAAAAACAAGUUUCUUAUCAAAAAGUUUAUGAAAUUGCAACUAAUUUGGACAGAUUAAAAAAAUACUAAAGCGCUGGUUC